CUCACGAAUGCCCUGUUAAUACCACCAAGCCGCUCUGAGGAGCUGCUGACGUCAAGGCGCGUCGCCAAACUUCGCGAGGCCGUAACCUGGCGUCACCCAUCACCCAGACCAGCGCGCCCGUCACACCAGCCACCAUGUCUUCCACCAUCGCCGCCUCCUCCCCUUCCUCGCCAUGCCCCUACGUGACCACCGUCGUCCGGCCCGGCGGCAUCGCCGUCGUCACCAUGGCCAAGGAGCCCGUCAACAGCAUGGACCUGGCCAUGUGGCGCGGCCUUGAUGCCGCCCUCCAAUCACUUGAAGCCGACCCCUCGGUGGUGGCCGUCGUCUUCACCUCGGGCCUGCGCCGCGACGUCUUCUCCGCCGGCAACGACCUGCUCGAGCUGUACGCGCCCAAGACCAGCGCGGCCCGCUACGCCGAGUUCUGGGUCGCGCAGAACGCCUUCCUGGUGCGCCUGCACCGCAGCCGCCUCGCCACGGUCGCCGCCAUCCGCGGCGCCUGCCCGGCGGGCGGCUGCGCCAUCUCGCUGUGCAGCGACGUGCGCAUCAUCACGCCGGAGGGCACCAUGGGCUUGAACGAGGUGCAGCUGGGCAUUCCCGUGCCUAAAUUCUGGGGGCUGCUGAUGGGCCGCGUGAUUGGGCAUAAGGUGGCAGAGGGCAUCUUGCUCAGCGGGCGCAUGGUGGGCGCGGCCGAGGCGGCGCAGCUAGGGUUGGUGGAUGACGUUGUGCCGGCGGCGCAGCUGAUGGAGGAGGCGAUGUCGCGCGCGGCAGCUGCAGCCAAGCAGCCGCCGGCGGCGCGCGCUGCCACGAAGCUGCUGCUGCGGGAGGACUUCUGCAAGGGCUGGGAGGCGUACUACCCGACUGAGCCCGAUUUCGGCUGGCGCUUCCUCAGCAGUCCCUCGACAAUCAAGGUGCUGGAGGGCGCUAUGCGGCGGCUGUCCAGCAACAAGGACAAGCAGCAGCAGAAGCCUGCAUCCAAACUGUAGUGUCCAGCGCUGACUAUUGCUUUGCUGGUGCUUCGUCUUUCGUAUGUUAGUGCUGCGUUAGUCUCGUGUGUGCGGCAAGGGUUGUACAAAGACAUGUCACUUGUGACGAACACGAGCGUGUAAGUGUAGAUUAUGUGUUGCGGCGAUGUACAUUCAUACUUACGGUAGGGGGUCUGGCUAUCCAGGCAACUGUGUAUACUUCGAACUUCCGGUGUGCAGGUGUUUCCGCAUACAUAUUCUUUUGAUGGUUAAGGAACUUGGCUGCAUGCAAUUAGCUCAUGCAAGUACCAAUCAGGGGCGAGGGACAUGGAGGGCAUGGCAGACGUAAUGCGUCCUGCGUGCACAUGACUGUGCCAUGAAUGGCAAUGCUUGCGAUUUUAAAUCACAUGGAAU
Messenger RNA from Chlamydomonas reinhardtii, 1376 nucleotides. RefSeq lists its product as uncharacterized. Lineage: Eukaryota; Viridiplantae; Chlorophyta; Chlorophyceae; Chlamydomonadales; Chlamydomonadaceae. The transcript is spliced from 2 exons. The record is from RefSeq and is a predicted model, not a curated record. Gene Ontology annotation, biological process: fatty acid beta-oxidation. Bases 135 to 983 code for a protein of 282 amino acids. Gene Ontology annotation, cellular component: mitochondrion. Gene Ontology annotation, molecular function: enoyl-CoA hydratase activity.